Messenger RNA from Pseudoliparis swirei, 2861 nucleotides. It is a transcript of the gene tmed5, whose product is annotated as transmembrane p24 trafficking protein 5. The coding region runs from base 192 to 884 and encodes 230 amino acids. The record is from RefSeq and is a predicted model, not a curated record. NCBI's taxonomy places the organism in Eukaryota, Metazoa, Chordata, Actinopteri, Perciformes, Liparidae. The transcript has 4 exons. Gene Ontology annotation, cellular component: Golgi apparatus; COPII-coated ER to Golgi transport vesicle; endoplasmic reticulum-Golgi intermediate compartment. Gene Ontology annotation, biological process: endoplasmic reticulum to Golgi vesicle-mediated transport; Golgi organization; intracellular protein transport.
CCACAUCAGUGUAGUUUCUUCUUCUUUUUAAUCAGGCGGGGUCCUGAGGUCCAGGCAGCCGUCAGUACUAAAAGUGAGUUUCCAACAGAAGAGAAGUUUUUUUUAGCCAGUUCUUGAAGCCGCUCGCGUAACCGAGCCGUUAGCUGCCGUGACACCGCGCCGCGGCUCUGUUUGCGGACCGUUGAGCCGCCAUGGAGGUCGUCCGCGCGCUCGUGUGCCUCCUGUCCGUGUUCGCCGCCCUCGUCUCGGAGAGGUUCGUGGUGCUGGCGUCCUUCUCCCAGUCGCUGGACAGCGACUUCACGUUCACGCUGCCCGCCGGGCGCAAGGAGUGCUUCUACCAGACCAUGAAGAGAGACGCGUCGCUGGAGCUCGAGUACCAGGUGUUGGAUGGCGCAGGUCUCGAUGUGGAUUUCCUCAUCACCGCUCCCUCUGGCCAGGUGGUGUUCAGCGACUACCACAAGUCGGACGGCGUGCACACCGUCGUCGACACCGAGGACGGAGACUACAUGUUCUGCUUCGACAACACGUUCAGCGCCCUCUCCGAGAAGCUCGUCUUCUUCGAGCUGAUCCUGGACAACAUGGAGAAGGACGAGGAGGAGGCGGAGGACUGGAAGGAGUACGUGCAGGGAACGGACGUGCUGGACAUGAAGAUGGAGGACAUCAUGGACACCAUCAACAACGUGAAGGCUCGGCUGGUCAAGAGCGUUCACAUCCAGACGGUGCUGCGGGCAUUCGAGGCUCGCGACCGCAACGUCCAGGAGAGCAACUUCGAACGGGUCAACUUCUGGUCCGUGGUCAACGUCGUGGUCCUGAUGGUGAUCUCGGGGGUCCAGGUGUACCUGGUCCGCUCGCUGUUUGACGAUAAGAGGAGGAUUCGUACAUAACGCCACACACAGAAACUAACACACGCCCUCGGAUACAUUUCUAUUUUUCUUCCCGCAGAUCUUGUGACUUUAUCAUAAGAUGUCAUUAACACACAAACGGACAUUUUGACAUUGUUGACCACAACGUGCGCCUCUGUUGUUGCUACGGGAACAACUUGUGACAUCACCUCCUCUUCUCAAACUCUCUCUGAGAACCAGUCCAAACUCCUCCUCCACUUUCACCGACUCUCAGGAACCGAGAAGGACGUUUGUGAGGUUUUUUACUAGCCGAGCCUCGAGUUACUGGGCCAGUGGCCAAAUGCAACAACAACAACAACAAACGCAACAACAACGUCCUCUUUUCUUUGGACAUAUCUCUUUUUUUAGCUAAACUAGAUGAAGAAAUGAUAGUGUCUGAAGAAUUCUGCAUCUCUGCCAAAUAAGAGUGGGAAGUGCAAUCAGUCAGCGAGUAUUCCCCUUUUUUAAACGACUUCCACUCAUAUGUAGCUUUGUGUGUUUACUGUGGCGACUCGUAUUUAGAGGUCUUUUGAAGGACGUCGGUCCUCUAGAAACUCGGUCCCACCUUCCUGUUCACGCCAAUACUGGAGGAGGAAAGGAAUCGAGGCGUCUCCUCGGGCCUACUGCUCUCCUCCGUGGAGCCUCGGUGUCUGCUUACAACUUCGCGGCCGCGUCUAUUCGUGUCUCGCCGACGGCUGGAAGGUCGAGUCGCUUCACCUCUGGAGCCGCGGGGCGACGUCCUGAGCCCCAUUUUGCAUCCCGUUGAGGACAAUCUGUUAGUUCUGACGCGAGUGAAGGAGCUGCUCAAGAUGUUUUUAUAUCCUUUUUGUUUUCUUGUGGGUUUUUUUCGGGAUGCCGGGAGGUUUUGGUUCAUGUUUCGUGUCACGGCGCUCCGCGGGUCGCGCCUCGGCUCCUCGCCGCCCCGCUGGAAGCUGCAUGUCGCCGUCUUCUUCUGACUUUGCCCUCCUGUGAGAUAAAGAGCCCACGUGAGUUCAUGUCUGAGGCGACACGACAGGCAACAAAUAGUGUUUUUGUUUUUUAAUGCACUGGUUAAAUGAGAUUUUGGGCUUUUUUUGCUUCCAUAACAAAAUGGUCUUUCAAAAUGGUGGAAAGAAAACAUCCAAAAUACAUGUUUUAUUUUACUACUUGGUCUGGGGAAGUUUCAUGUUAGUUUUUUUGUUUUCUAUUUACCCAAAAUGUUUUUAAAAUGUAAUUUGACAAAAUAUAUAUAUAUAUAUCUCUUCAAAAAAGCCGUUCUUUGUAAAUUUAGUUUUUUAAAGACUAAACCAUAAAUCUCCACUACAGAGACUCUUACAUCCAGCAAACUUUACACUGUCAUCCCUCUCAAUAACCUGAAGGUUUUUACAGAAGUUUGUUUAUAGAUCAUUUAUACAACAUUAUAGGACUGACAGUAUUUUCUCAUUUAUGGCGUAAUGCAGUCUGUAAAAACUUGAAUUUUGAACCUGGCUUUAUUCAAAGAGACUGCCUUAUUUGCAUAUUUUUUGUAAACUAUUCUACAUCACGAGUUGCCUUAAUGUCAAUGUUUAAUGGUGGUAUCGAUUGCGUUGUAUACGUCCCACCUGUAGCGGCUUUGUAUUGUAGUGCUGUCAAACCAAACUUUGAGACGAUGAAGUUUGUUCCUGAAUAACGAUGAAGCUCUUUGGUUUUAAGAAACCGCCCUCAGUUAAAGUUCUCACGGCCGUCGUGGUGGGAUCCAGUGUUCAUUUUAGUUUAUGUUGGGAUCCUAUAAGUGACGGAUUCAUUUUAAAGCUGUUCGACAAAAAUAAAGACAUAUUUUUUAAAUAUUUCUAUGUUACUGAGUACGGAUUGUUAAAUAUUCUGAAGUGUCCGUCAUUGUAAAGUUGCGUUUCCUUUUCUUUUUGACUUCCCUAACGGUGCCACGAGGGGGAGGGGAGGGGUAAUGUGAUAUUUAUUCAACUGUAGUUGCAAAUGUGUAUAAAUUAAAACGAUCCUCCAUUC